ACCUGGAUGAGACAUUGCUUCAUCUUGCUCCCGAUCUGAACGUUAAGUUUCAUGCUAUACCUGUCAUGGCUAUGUGGAAAAAUGUCCUCAUCCUUUGUCAGCUUCUUCCAUUAGUGAGGACCAUAAAUACAGUCUUCUUUCCAUGUGACACUGAUAGGAAUACCACAACAGUAGACUGCUACGACAGACCACUCAAGCGUGUCCCCUUCAUCAAGUCUACUACUGUAGUGUCACUUAAUUUAAGUCGGACUAAGAUACAUCAAGUGGGGCAGCAUUCUUUUUCGGGUGUCCCAAACCUUCACACUCUGAAAAUAAUGGGGAAUUGUCAACCAGGUCGACUGAGAGCUUUGGAGGACCGCUCGUGCGAAAUGGAGAUCCACUAUUAUGCAUUCAAGAGUCUACUGAAGCUUCAAUUUCUGUAUUUAUCAGGAAACAGCCUCACCUCUAUUCCCUGGUUACCUGAAAGCCUGAGGGUUCUUGACCUCCAGAAUAAUCGCAUCUUCAACAUCGUCCUCCCUUUAAAUACUCCACAUCUCGAAGAGCUCUUCCUCACCAAGAACUGCUUUUAUGCAAACCCUUGCAACCAGUCCUUUAACAUCAACGAGAGGGUUUUCAGAGAGCUCCCAAAGCUCAAAAACCUUACCUUAGGUUAUAAUAAUUUUACCGCCAUCCCUAAAGGGUUGCCACCCUCACUGGAGAGUCUGGAUUUAAGAGAGAAUACAAUCACAGAGGUCUUAGAAGGAGCAUUUGCCCACCUGACUCUCCUCAAGUUUUUGAAUUUGGAGUGGAAUUGCCAGCGCUGUGACCAUGCAGCCAGACCCUGCUUUCCUUGCCCACAAAAUCUCCCGCUACGCCUACAUCCAAACUCCUUGUAUGCUAAGAACAGCUCCAUCACCUUCCUCAAGCUGAGAGGAAACUCUCUGAAAACAUUUCCAGAGGGUCUUUUCCGGCCUUUGGAGAAUUUAAAGAGAUUGGAUCUCUCUGACAACCUGCUGGCAUAUGCUAUACGUAAUGGCACCUUCUUUGACGAGCUGAAGGGCCUCACUUGGAUUAGCCUCAUCUAUAACUAUGAACCACUGAAGACGUUUCCGGAACUGAUCCUCUCCCCAUAUAUUGGAAAUAUGUCUGGUCUGCAAUGUCUUCUUCUGAGUGGUAAUUUUUUCCACGCGGUUUCAAGCGAGAGCCUUGAUGUCGUGUCCAAACUACAAAAUCUAACAAAACUAGAACUGAGAAUGAACUUCAUCAAUACUUGUAACUUGGCAUCUCUGAAGAAGUUACCGUUUCUAAUCGAUAUUGACCUCUCCCAAAACAUGCUUAAUUUCCUUCCCUGCUGCUCAAGUCCCUCCUCUGUGAUUGCGGAACAAGAAAGCUGUCAGAACCAGAAAUUGUUCACACAUAAUUCUCCUGACCCACCCCUUAUGCUAAUAGAUCGGAGAGCCACAUCUGGAAAAUUGAUCUUUACUAUAAAGAAGCUAAGUGAGCUUACAACCACGCUGAAGGUAUUAGACAUUAGUAACAAUGAAUUUCACUUUAAAAUGAGGGGCAUGGGCCAUCGUUUUGAGUUCCUUCAAAACUUGACAAACUUGGAAGUUCUCAGUCUGGCAAACAAUGGCAUUGGGAUGCGAAUAGAUCAAAGGCUGAUCAGCAGCUCUUUAAAGUACCUCUACUUCUAUGGAAACCACCUGGACAUUAUGUGGGAUCCUGAUAACAACAAGUACACCCAUUUCUUUCAAAACCUUACAAACCUCACCCACCUUGACAUCUCCAACAAUGAUCUAAAGUCAGUCUCCCCAGAAGUGCUUUGUAACCUCCCAGAAAGCAUAGAGACCCUCAGCAUCAGUGACAAUUUGCUGAACUAUUUCCCAUGGCCAAACAUCUCAGCACUCACCAAUUUAUGUCACUUGAAUCUCAGUCAAAACUUCCUCUUUUAUUUGCCUCAUAAAGUCAUAGAAUUUGGAGCAAAUUUUUCUCUCUUAGACCUCAGCCACAAUCGCCUUAGUAAUAUUCCUGAGGAUUUCUUUAUAAUGGCAAAAUCCUUGAAAUACCUGUAUCUCAGCCACAAUCAGAUCAAAGUGUUGAACCAUCAGUUUUUCCCUGCCCCUUUUAAAAACGGUAGUGCCCUCCAGAAACUCACCCUGCAUGCCAACCCCUUUAAAUGUGACUGUGAUACAUCUUGGUUCGCGGACUUCUUGCGUACUACUCCGGUGCAGAUUCCUUAUCUCACCACAUAUGUACACUGUGAUUACCCAGAGUCCCAGCAGGGCGUGAGUGUACUCUCUAUGGACCAACGUUCCUGCUCGGACAUAUAUGGUGGCUUAGCCUUUGUCGUUUGUUCCUUCUUUUCUGUGGCAUUCACUGUUCUGCCCCUACUGAAGCAUCUCUAUGGCUGGGAUCUGUGGUAUUGCGUCCAGGUACUCUGGGCAGGACAUAAAGGCUACUCCCAGCUCGCUGGUAGUGAUUCGCAUUAUCUCUAUGAUGCUUUUGUGGUGUUUGACACAGAGAACCAGGCUGUGAGGGACUGGGUCUACAAUGAGUUAACUGUCAAUCUGGAGAACACAGAUCACAGGAGGUUUUGUCUCUGUUUGGAGGAGAGGGACUGGAUUCCUGGGCUUUCAUGUAUUGAAAAUCUACAUAAUGCUGUCUACAGCAGUGUGAAGACAGUGUUUGUGCUGUCCAAUGGCGGCACUGGUUGCAAUACAGUGAACGGUGUGAUCCGCCAGGCUUUCUUCAUGGUUCAGCAGCGGCUUCUGGACGAGAAGGUGGAUGCAGCUAUUCUGGUUCUGUUGGAUGAGAUGUUUCCAAAACUGAAGUACCUUCAGCUGAGGAAACGGUUGUGCAAAAAGUCUGUGUUGUCCUGGCCGAGAAACCCAAGGGCUCAACCACUUUUCUGGAACCGAAUGAGAAUGGCAUUGUCCUUGGAUAACCUCAAAUUCUAUGACAACAAUAUGAGUGAAAGUUUUAUAUGACUUCCUUUCAACUGCUAAUAGAGAGCACUUUGUUGAAAAAGGCCCUUGUUGUUAGAAAUAUUUCCAUUGCCUAGUUUUGACAAACUUACCCUCCUUAACAUUGUCACAUACUUAAUAAGAGUAGGUUGAUGUUUUUAAUAUGUAACUAUAUAUUCUUUUAGAAUAAAGGUCCUAUAAAUGGGAUUCAGAGCAUUAAUAAAGCAGGAAACAGCUAUUUGUAAUGUAAAGAUAUAGUGGAGUUGUGGUUACUUGUGUAGAAAAUGAAGUUGCUUUUCCACUGUGUGUGUUGUAAUCCAAGGUUCUCUGUGCUUUGUUUACAUUGCCAGGCCUGCCACGCAUGCAUCUUGGUGCAUUUGAGUCUCUGUUGUAUUGCACUGUCUAGCUAAUGGCUAACAAGCAGUAACCACCGUUGCUGCUGUUUGUACUGUCUGAUCUGUUUAGCUGCCAGCUCAGCGUCGCCAUUGGGAGGCAGCAGAUAUGCUCUGAUUUCCAUAUUGAGUACCUUUAAAACAUAAUGACUCUUCCAUGUGCUGUAAAUAUUGUGUAUUGUUGUAUAGUGUCUGUUAUCUAACAAAAUAUGAUGUUGAUUCUUUAGAUAGCUUGGGCCAGGUCGAGACAUGCUAUUGUUGGCUGCAAAUCAAGACACUGUACAAUGAAUGUACAC
This is a messenger RNA of Anoplopoma fimbria (sablefish), 3630 nucleotides long. RefSeq names its product toll-like receptor 9 (gene tlr9). Gene Ontology annotation, cellular component: plasma membrane. NCBI's taxonomy places the organism in Eukaryota, Metazoa, Chordata, Actinopteri, Perciformes, Anoplopomatidae. The record is from RefSeq and is a predicted model, not a curated record. Gene Ontology annotation, biological process: canonical NF-kappaB signal transduction; positive regulation of interleukin-6 production; toll-like receptor signaling pathway. Gene Ontology annotation, molecular function: protein binding; pattern recognition receptor activity.